CGCCCUCGGUGCGGGUUCCGCGACUGCCGCGGUGGAAGUCAUGGUUAACACGUAGCCGGCGUUUGACGUGUCCUAGCCUCCCAGGGUUUAGGUGUGCAGCGAGAGACCAUUCGAUAAUUCUUCCCACGCGCGCCGCUCUCGAUUCGCGCAACGUGUCGUGCGCGGCCACGCGGGUGUUCUCGUGCACAUAUGGCGAACGCCACAUUGUGAGUAUCGAUAACACGGAUACAUACGGUGUCGCACGUUUAACGCGCUCGUGGCGAACGCGAGGCUACGGGAAAAACAUGUUGCCGAACAAAUCGUCGUCGUCGUCGUCGUCAACGCAACAGCAGCAGCAGCCCCCGUCGUCUUCUUCGUCCUCGUCCUCCUCCAUGUCGUCGUCCAACGCGAAGGUCAUGUUCCCUGACAAAAGGUCGACAACCAAGCAGAUGAAAUCCUCCACACUGACCAACGCCGUCGGCCUCAGCUCCCUCAUCACCUUCACCGUUCUCCUGCUCGCCUGGAUUUCGGGCUUUGCCUCGAGGCUCUUUGCGGUCAUACGCUUCGAGAGCAUCAUACACGAGUUCGAUCCCUGGUUCAACUACCGAGCAACGGCGUACAUGGUGCAACAUGGAUUCUACAAUUUUCUAAAUUGGUUCGACGAACGGGCUUGGUAUCCACUUGGCCGGAUUGUUGGCGGUACAGUCUAUCCUGGGCUGAUGAUCACAUCUGGAUCGAUACACUACAUACUGCACUCCCUGAACAUACCAGUGCAUAUAAGAGACAUAUGUGUAUUCCUAGCUCCAAUUUUUAGUGGCCUUACUGCCAUAUCUACGUAUUUAUUAACGAAGGAGAUAUGGAGCGCCGGGGCCGGCCUGUUUGCCGCUUGCUUCAUCGCCAUUGUGCCCGGUUAUAUCUCGAGAUCGGUGGCCGGCAGCUAUGACAACGAGGGAAUCGCGAUCUUCGCGCUGCAAAUUACCUAUUACCUGUGGGUCAAGUCGGUCAAGACCGGCUCGAUUUUCUGGGCGAGCGUGACCGCCCUGUCUUACUUCUACAUGGUAUCGGCGUGGGGAGGAUACGUGUUCAUUAUCAAUCUCAUUCCACUCCACGUGUUUGCCUUACUGGUCCUGAAUCGCUUCAGCAAUCGGCUGUUCACCAGCUACACCACGUUCUACGUUCUUGGACUCUUGCUGAGCAUGCAGAUACCGUUUGUUGGUUUCCAGCCGAUUAGAACCUCCGAGCACAUGGCGGCGACCGGCGUGUUUGGUCUUAUAAUCUUUGUAGCAGCUUUUAGGUACUUAAGAACUGUACUUACCAAAUCCGAGAUGAAAUAUUUCGGUGGGGUGGUGGCCGUGACGACUGCUAUGCUCCUGUUAAUUUUGAUCGUGUUAACGUACACCGGCAUUGUCGCCCCUUGGAGCGGUAGAUUUUAUUCACUCUGGGAUACCGGUUACGCCAAGAUACAUAUCCCUAUAAUAGCGUCUGUGUCGGAACAUCAACCGACCACUUGGUUCAGUUUUUUCUUUGAUCUGCAUGUUCUCGUCGCGCUGUUCCCGGUUGGCCUUUGGUACUGCAUCACACACGUCAAUGACGAACGUGUCUUCGUUGUACUGUACGCCAUAAGUGCCGUUUAUUUUGCUGGUGUGAUGGUGAGGCUGAUGCUGACUCUGACCCCGGUGGUGUGUAUGCUGGCCGGUGUCGCUGUCAGCAGACUUGUGGAACUGUUCCUGAAGGAGGAGGACAGGGAUGGGAACAACGGCGGCGAGAGCAACGAGGAGAGUGAGGAGGAGAGGGAGAGAAGUCCCGGUAGAGCGUUAUACGACAAAGCUGGUAAACUUCGUAGGAUGAAGCACGAGAGGUCGAAGGGCAACGGCGACGGAUUAGGCCCUAAUCUCCGUAACGUCGUCGUCAUCGGCAUGCUGAUGCUGCUGAUGAUGUUCACCGUGCACUGCACGUGGGUGACCAGCAACGCCUACUCCAGUCCAUCUAUCGUCUUGGCGUCUUACAGCAACGACGGUGGCAGGGCCAUACUGGACGACUUUCGAGAGGCUUACUACUGGUUGGCUCAGAACACCGCCAAUGACGCGAGAGUCAUGAGCUGGUGGGAUUACGGAUACCAGAUCGCUGGUAUGGCUAACAGAACUACCCUCGUGGACAAUAAUACGUGGAAUAACUCGCACAUAGCUCUGGUCGGUAAAGCGAUGAGCUCGAACGAGAGCGCUGCUUACGAUAUCAUGACGUCCCUGGACGUGGACUACGUGCUGAUCAUUUUUGGCGGGAUGAUCGGGUACAGCGGUGACGAUAUUAACAAAUUCUUAUGGAUGGUCCGUAUCGCCGAGGGCGAGCAUCCCCAGGACAUACGCGAGAGUGAUUAUUUCACCGAGAGGGGGGAGUUCCGCGUCGAUUCCGAAGGUUCCCCCACUUUACUGAACUCGCUCAUGUACAAACUGAGUUACUACCGGUUUGGGGACGUUAAAAUAGACUAUCGGUCGCCUUACGGUUACGAUCGCACUCGUAACGCGGAAAUAGGCAAUAAGAACUUCCAGUUGACGUAUCUGGAGGAGGCUUAUACCACUGAGCAUUGGCUUGUCAGGAUUUACAGGGUGAAGAAACCAGCGGAGUUUAAUAGGCCAAGAAUUCCGAUUUCCGAGCGAGUUAUCACGCGCCGUGCAAAUUCGUAUAUUAGCAAAAAGACCGCACGGCGCAAGCGAGGUUUCAUAAAGGGCCGGCCAGUUGUUAUUAAAGGACAGAAACCUCAACGACGAACGACGUAACGAAGAUCCGCUGGUUAUUUCAUAAACAGUUUGCAAAUACAACUUUUGUAAUAAAAGAAUUACCGUCCCUUGGGUCUACCACAAACUAUACCUCGAACUAAGGAUUUAAUGUCGUCAGAACAGUUCAACCGACUUAAAGGAUAGAAUAUUCCAAGAAUUAUAGUUUCCAUCGUCUUCGGAGCGGUGUUGAUUUUAUUAUUGUUUUAAUAUUGUUUUCUCGAAUCUUUUUUCUUAUGUUUGGCUCAUGUGCACAUUCUAUUUCAUCCUUCGUUUACGUUAUCCAUCUAUUGCAAGGCGAAGCCGUUUGUUACCGCAUAAUUACGUAAUCAUCUAUUAACGUAACGAAUGUCUUUCGAAUUGCUACGCCGAUCACACGCAAUUAUCUCCAAUAUAUAGAGUAAAUAUAUUUACAAGUAUAUUUACUAGAGCAAGUCACAAAUGUAAGUUUGUUUUCUUCUCUUCGCGUUCUAAGGGAAUUAAAUUCCCGGUUUAAUUAUUUUUCCCAAUUGAGCCAAUUGUGCAUUUAAUAGUUAAUAAUGUAAAAUAACUUGAAAUUUAUUUGUUAUCGUUCAACAAUUGUACGGAAGUCUCAAUAUAAAUUGAGAUUCGCGAGGCAUCCUAGUUAGUAUACACACACACAUUUACGUUAUAUAAUACGUUUUAAUAUAUUACAUGGUAUUGCGUCGGGCAAAGUUUGUCGAAAGACGAGUGGACUUCCGCCGAUUUUCAGCGGAAACGAUCGAGCGUGUGUGUCAUGUGUACACAGUUUGUUGUAUAGCACCUUGUUGAAAGAUAAACAUUUGUGAUAACACAGUGUUGUUAUUUACAAAAUACGUAUUUGAAA
Vollenhovia emeryi is the source of this 3597-nucleotide messenger RNA. RefSeq names its product dolichyl-diphosphooligosaccharide--protein glycosyltransferase subunit STT3B (gene Stt3B). Gene Ontology annotation, molecular function: dolichyl-diphosphooligosaccharide-protein glycotransferase activity. The transcript is spliced from 7 exons. Gene Ontology annotation, cellular component: membrane. The record is from RefSeq and is a predicted model, not a curated record. Gene Ontology annotation, biological process: post-translational protein modification. Bases 285 to 2753 code for a protein of 822 amino acids. NCBI's taxonomy places the organism in Eukaryota, Metazoa, Arthropoda, Insecta, Hymenoptera, Formicidae.